GGCAUGCCGUGACCCUAUAAAGAAGAGAAUCUUCCCUCGACUUUCAAUCUCGUCGUUAUCAACAGCCACUCAUCCUUCAAUCCACUCAGCAUCAACAACCGUCCAGAAAUAAAUCUCCACAUCAUUCAUCAUGAGCUCACCCCAGACUAUUCUGGUCACCGGAGCCAACCGUGGCAUUGGCCAGGGCAUCGUGACGGCUCUCCUCCUGAAGCCCUCCACCACUGUCAUUGCCGCCGUCCGUGAUACUUCCAAAGAAUCUUCCAUCGCACUGGCCAACCUCCCCAAGGCCGCCGAUUCUCGCCUUAUCACUGUCAAGCUGGACUCGAGUGUGGAGUCCGACCCUGCGGCCGCAGUGGAGACCCUACGAAAAGAACACGGCAUCCAGUCUCUGGACGUUGUCGUUGCGAACGCAGGCAUUGCCCAUUCCGGCGGUACCGUGCUCCAAGGCUCUCCCAGUGUCAUCACCGAGCACCUGGCCGUCAACGCCGUCGGGCCCGUGGUUCUCCUCCAGGCCACUGCGCCACUGCUCAAGGCUGCCAAGAACCCUCGCUUCAUCUCUAUCUCGACUAUGAUUGGGAGCCUCAACGGAAUGCAGAUGGUCGUCGGGCUGUUCGCCGAGGCCCCUCCCACCGCCAGCCCGUACGGAGGAAGUAAGGCUGCUCUCAACUGGUUCAUGCAACGGGUCCACUUUGAGGAGCCUUGGUUGACCAGCUUGAUCCUGCACCCGGGCUUGGUCCUGACCGACAUGGCCAACAUCAUGUUCGAAAAGGCGGGAGUGGACCCCAAGACUAAGGGUGCCAUUACGGUCGAGGAGAGUGCCGCUGGCAUCGUUGAGAGACUCAUCACGGCCGACAGAUCGGUCAGUGGUACGUUCCAAAACUACGACGGCAAGCCCCUUCCGUGGUAAGCCGGUGGGCAGGUCUAGAGGGAAUUCGUAUUCUAGAAUGUAUUGAACCUAUGUAGUC
Molecule: messenger RNA, 965 nt
Organism: Ilyonectria robusta
Lineage: Eukaryota; Fungi; Ascomycota; Sordariomycetes; Hypocreales; Nectriaceae
Product: aflatoxin biosynthesis ketoreductase nor-1
Exons: 1
Coding region: 131-907 (258 amino acids)
Source: RefSeq, a predicted model, not a curated record